Molecule: messenger RNA, 2822 nt
Organism: Fomitiporia mediterranea MF3/22
Lineage: Eukaryota; Fungi; Basidiomycota; Agaricomycetes; Hymenochaetales; Hymenochaetaceae
Product: kinesin-domain-containing protein
Exons: 9
Coding region: 52-2574 (840 amino acids)
Biological process (GO): microtubule-based movement
Molecular function (GO): microtubule binding; ATP binding; microtubule motor activity
Source: RefSeq, a predicted model, not a curated record
CCAAGUACGCCGAAGAGGCGGUUCAGUAGAGCAGACGACGCGUCCUCCACCAUGUCCACCGCUCGUUCGUCCACCACCGAGUCAUCAUCAACGGUUCACAACAGUCCUGCUGUCAAGAAAUACAAGGCUGCACUCUCAACGGAAGUAAAGACGCGUCGAAUGACAAAAACAAGCUCAGCGUCUUGUCCUGGCUCUCCCCGAACACCGACACGCUCAAGGUCCUCCACGCCAUUGCCUCCGGGAAGCCCGCGAACACCUAUGCGUAGCCAGAGCCGCUGCGAGGACAUUGUAAUGGAGAGCGGGAUGGAUGUAAGCCGGAUAGAUCCAGAGCAGGCUCUGGUAGAUGCGGAAAACGUGGAUGUCGAUCUUAGUUUCGAGUUGGACGAACGCGAGUUACGCUCUAUGCAGUAUGGUCGGGAAGAUAAGGUCCAUGUGUCAAUACGAAUUCGCCCUACCGAAGAAACGCAAGCAUGGACUGCCAAGCCUUCGGAGAAUUCGCUGAAACUAUUGCCACAAUACCACAAGUCCCCGGCGACCCCAGCGCCGGAAUAUCACUACGAUGAGGUGCUUGUUGGUUCAGAUAACAAAGCCGUAUACCGCGCGGCUGCGCGAAGUCACGUCGAAGCUGCAAUGAAUGGGUACAAUAGCGUUGUCUUUGCAUACGGCCAGACUGCAAGUGGUAAGACUUAUACACUGACAGGCACCGAUGAGCAGCCUGGUAUCAUUCCACGUGCAAUGAAAGAUGUCUUCGCAUUCAUCCGUCGGACUCCAUCCCGCGAGUAUCUAUUGCGAUGCUCGUAUCUCGAAAUCUAUAAUGAAGCCAUCUUCGAUUUACUUGCUCCGCCUUCAGUACGCUCUGCCGUUCAAAUUCAAGGUAUCGGAGACAACGUCAUUCUUGCUCCGCUUCGUGAAGAAGUCGUUACUAGUCUAAAAGGCGUACACGAAGUCCUUGACCGUGGUUACGGGAACAGACGCACAGCAAGUACAGACUGGAAUGAACGAAGCUCGCGCAGUCAUUCGGUCUUUCGACUGGUAAUCGAGAGCCGAGAGCGUGGGGGCGCAUCUGAAGUUGGAGAUGGACGAGUGACACCCUUCACUCCACACUUACCAGGUGGUGCUCGGUUGCAGAGUAGGGACGGACGCAGCGUACAGAUGAGUGUUCUUAGCCUUAUUGAUUUGGCCGGAUCGGAACGUGCAACAUCUGAUAAAGAUCGGACUCGAGAAGGACGGUACAUCAACACUAGUCUUCUAACCCUUGGUUCUGUUAUCGGCACUCUGGCGGAGAAUGCUGCCAAGGGCAAAAGCGAUCACAUUCCUUUCCGAAAUUCCAAGCUUACAAGGAUGCUUCAGCCCUCCCUCUCAGGUAAUGCGCGUAUCUCGGUCAUUUGUACGAUCAACCCGGUUCCGAGCGCUGUGGCGGAGUCGACGAGUACUCUGCUAUUUGCCCAGCGGGUGAAGCGCGUCCAGCUCCAUGCAAAGAAGAAGGAGGUCGUCGACACAGAUGCGCUACUUGAGCGCUAUAGGAAGGAGAUUGAUGACUUGAAACGGCGAUUAGCAGAACGCGAGGCAGUCGCGCCUACACAAGGCAGACGUCUUAGCGCAAAAGAGCAACUCGAUGAAAGCCGUGCUAUGAACGACCUCAACUCGCGCAUCCAACAGUUGACUAAGCUGAUCCUCACGAGUAAUAGCUUGGACGAAACGAAGGCUGAUCAGUCACGCCCGUCCAGUCCUUCCAAGGUCAACUUCGACCUGGAACCGUAUCAGUUGCAGCAAGAGCUCCUUUCUGCACGUAGAAGAAUCGAGUCACAAGCAACUCAGAUCCUUUCACUCGAAGCAGCCCUUCUUGCAAGACCAGAGCUGUCAGCCGACGCGCCGGAAAACGAGAAGGAUAAGCUUAUUGCGGAACAAACGAAGACAAUUCGCGAGCUCGAAGUUGUCGUGCGAGGCUACGAAGAGAAUCUCGGAGAACCAUUGCGCGCAGUAAAGGAAGACGUUGAAGCCGAAUGGCGAGUGCGGGUUGACGAAGAACGUAAACUUCGCGAGGAAAAAGAAGCUUGGGCAGAGGAACUCAUGCGUUGUCUAGAGAAGGAGAAAUCUAUGCGGCUGAAACUGGAGGAGGAGCGCCACGCACUGAUAUCAUUUGUGUCGCGCUUCGACUCCCUCGGACUUACAAGCUCGCCGAGCAUCCCGUCGCGAAUACGCCAACCUAUGUUCGGGCCUUCAGCAUUCCCUUCACGCAAGAAAACCCCAUUUGCGACUUCUCUCAAUUCCGUGAUUGAGAACAACUCCCUGCAGCAACAAAGCCCAAGUGCAAGCCCUGUCAAACCCGACUUUGCACGUAGUGUUCAAGAUGCACCGAGUUUACUAGGUGCGCAGAACACAGGCUUUUCGGACCUUGCGGACGUGGAUUGUCUCAGUGAUACAAGCUUUGAUCGUGGGCUAUUUAUCAGCGAUGCAGGCGAACUGGAUGCUCGUCUUAAAACUCCCUUCAACAUAGCAAAAGACGUUGAGAAAAAUAGAACGAGUGGCUCGCCGAGGAGUAUUUUCCAGGAUAAAGAGAACAUUUUCCCGUGACUUUUUUUAUUUUAUGAAUUUUUUAUUCCGGUUUUGUUGUUGUUGUGAUUCUAAGCUGCGUCUUGUUUUGAUUUGUUUCGUUCUAGUCCCGUGUGUUUGUGUUGUUCUUCCUAAUUUUGUCGUUCUAAACGCAUUGCAUGCGCGUUUACCUUACUUUCUUUAUUGUCUGUUCUAUUUAACUUAUUGCCCUGUUGUUUGCCACUUAUAUGCAGUUUCUUCUGUACCAAUUCAUGCACAUGCGAUGAUGG